Aegilops tauschii subsp. strangulata is the source of this 2323-nucleotide messenger RNA. RefSeq names its product tyrosine decarboxylase 1-like. The record is from RefSeq and is a predicted model, not a curated record. Gene Ontology annotation, biological process: amino acid metabolic process; carboxylic acid metabolic process. NCBI's taxonomy places the organism in Eukaryota, Viridiplantae, Streptophyta, Magnoliopsida, Poales, Poaceae. Gene Ontology annotation, cellular component: cytoplasm. Gene Ontology annotation, molecular function: pyridoxal phosphate binding; carboxy-lyase activity.
AUUGCUACGCUUAGUUUCAACUACAAAAUUAGGGUGUGAUAAAAUUAUUACAGUUUUGCUAUGUCUCAGUCGACUAAGACUUCGUUAUAUCUCAGUCGAUGUUAUAUUCCUUUGAUCUUGCAUCGAGAUUCGUGCAAAAAAAUUCUUUUCAGUUUUUUUCUUUUUUUCUUCUUACAGUAUGUCACUUGACUGAGACUUGGUUAAGUCUCAAUCGACUGAGACCUAGUCACACCCAAAUUAUUAUCCCAAAAAUAGUUACUACCCGAUUUCUGAACGGCGGUAAAUAUGUUACUAUUAAGACUUUCGGCACAGUAAUUUAUGUGUGAAAACCGACGCCACAGACCUCACAUUUUCAAGUAUAAGUUACAACUUACAACCUUUAUAAUUGAAGUAGCAAAUUAAGUUCAAGCACGUAGCUCAUUUUAGUACUUCGGUAAUUACGCCUUUAUUUUUUUGAACAGAGUAAUUACGCCUUUAUAGUUAGCUAUAUAUAAGGACGAUGAGCACACCAGUAACCAAAAGCAUAAGCUUGAUCGCAUGUACUGCCCACCCACAGAGUAGCAACCCGUUUCUUUCUUUAAUUACGUCUACGUGAACAAGGGCAAAUACCAUGGAGAUGGGUGGAGCACCAUUCGACGCGCUAAUGUCACUGGACCCCGAGACCUUCGCCAGGGAGUCGCGCGCCGUGAUUAACUUCCUCGCCGGCUACUACCGCGACGUCGAGAAGUAUCCCGUCCAGCCCGAGGCCAUGCCAGGGUGCCUCCGUACGCUUUUACCAGACGCGCCGCCCGAAAAUGGCGAGCAGAUGGACGUGAUAUUGGAGGAGGUAUGGCGACACAUCGUCCCGGCACUGACGCAUUGGCAGAGCCCCAAGUUCUUCGGAUACUUCCAGGCGAACGCGAGUACAGCCGGGUUCGCCGGCGAGAUGCUCUCCACCGGGCUCAACGUUGUACCAUUCACGCGGGCUGCCUCACCGGCCGCAACCGAACUCGAGAGCGUCGUGAUGGACUGGAUGGGCAAGCUGGCGGGCCUCCCGGACUGCUUCCUCUUCUCCGGCGGCGGCGGCGGCGUGUUGCACGGAAGCACAUGCGAGGCCGUGGUAUGCACGCUCGCGGCCGCGCGCGAUCGCGCGCUGAGCAGGCUCAGCCACGAAGGCAUCCUGAGGCUGGUGGUCUACGCCUCAGAUCAGAGUCACUCCACCUUCCAGAAAGGCGCGAGGAUCGUAGGGGUCCCGCGGUCCAACUUCCGCGUUAUCCCGACGUCGGCGGCGUCGAGCUACGGCCUCACCGCGGCCAGCGUCCGCGACGCGGUGGAGGCCGACGUGGCCAGCGGGCUCGUGCCGCUGUACCUGUGCGCCACAGUCGGCACGACCGGGCUCGGCGCGGUUGACCCGGUGCGGGACCUCGGGGAGCUGGCGCGAGAGCACGGCAUAUGGUUGCACGUCGACGCCGCGUACGCAGGGAGCGCCUUGAUCUGCCCCGAGUUCCAUGAAUACAUCGACGGCGCCGAGCUCGCGGACUCGGUGAGCAUGAACCCGCACAAGUGGUUCCUCACCAACAUGGACUGCUGCUGCCUAUGGGUGGCGAGCCCGGCGGCGCUCACUUCCGCACUGUCCACCAACCCAGAAUACCUGAGCAACGUCACAGAAGAAAGUGCCGCCGGUGCAGGUGUGGUGGACUACAAGGACUGGCAGAUCGCGCUGUCACGGCCGUUCCGCGCCAUAAAGCUGUGGGUGGUCCUGCGCCGCUACGGCGGGGCGGGCAUGCGGGCGUACAUACGGAGGCACGUCGAGAUGGCCAGGUGGUUUGAGCGGGCGUUGGAGGCCGACGAGCGGUUCGAGGUGAUAGCGCCGACGAGAUUCUCCCUCGUAACCUUCCCCAUCCGUCCAUGGCAUGAGGGCGACCCUGGCGAUGAUGCCGUUGAUGCCUUGAACCGUAAGCUGCUUGUCGCGGUGAACGGCAGCGGCCGGGCGUUCAUGACGCACUUCAUGGUGGACGGCAAGUUUGUUAUCCGCAUGGCCGUGGGCGGAGCCAUGACCAGGAUGCGGCACGUCCAGGACACGUGGGAGCUUGUCCGGGAGAAGGCCAAGGAAGUCGGCGCCCUCACAAACGACUCCGGGCAAUACUAAGAACGAAACGUGUGCUGAAAUAAAAUACUGAACGUGUGCAUCAAUUGGAACAGAUCGACAUCCAGAAAAUGAAAAGGCAAAUAUAUAUACUAGUAGUACACACAUGAAGAAUCCAAUAAAGAUUAUCUUUUGAGAAACCCAGUUAUAGACGAGAGAUGCUACACUCACCGGUUGUUUACGGGGGUUUAACGGAGU